Molecule: messenger RNA, 2068 nt
Organism: Panicum virgatum (switchgrass)
Lineage: Eukaryota; Viridiplantae; Streptophyta; Magnoliopsida; Poales; Poaceae
Product: GATA transcription factor 26-like
Exons: 6
Coding region: 415-1428 (337 amino acids)
Biological process (GO): regulation of DNA-templated transcription
Molecular function (GO): sequence-specific DNA binding; zinc ion binding
Source: RefSeq, a predicted model, not a curated record
UGUGCGCGCGCCCGUUGCCAUCCUAGCUGCAUUCCUUCCCGGCUUCCUCCAUUAUUUUCUCCACCCCUUUCCCCUCUCUUUCUCUCUCUCCUCUACCCUCUCUAAAAGACUGGAUACUAUACAGAACAAUAGGAAAACAAAUAGAAAGGGGAGGAAGGAAGAACGAACAACACCUACCGAGCAAGACUUGGUUCUUGAGCACUCCAUGGGCUGUUGAAUUGUCCCCCAGGAAUCCUCUCCUACUUUGACGAGAUUCAUACAGAGAAAUAGUUCUUGAUUUUCCCCCCUUCCUUUUGCUCAGGAAUUCAGGGAACUGCUUAUUUCUACUUUGUUUUUUUCCCCGUAUUUGUUUCGUUGGGAUUUCCUUUGCUCCUUUCUUCUUCACCUGUGGGGAGGUGAAGGGCAGAGGGAAUCAUGGGGAAGCAAGGACCCUGCCGUCAUUGCGGAGUUACAAGUACUCCCCUUUGGCGAAAUGGGCCACCAGAUAAGCCAGUGCUCUGCAAUGCAUGUGGCUCGAGAUGGAGAACGAAGGGUUCGUUGGCAAACUACACUCCGAUGCAUCGCAAGGAUGACAUUGAUGAUGAUGAACCUAGAGUUAGCAAGCUGAAGCCGCCAACAUCAAAGUUCAAGUCACAGAAGAAAAAAGCAAGUCACAUCAUAAUGGAGAAUGUUCUAUUUUCUGGUCAGAAUUUUCGAAAGAUGGGGGAUGCUGACACAAGCAAUCGAUCUAGUUUGGGGUCUGCAAUAUCAUACUCUGAGAGUUGCGCCCCAUAUGGCGAUGUUGAUGCAAGUGAAAUGAGUGGUUCAGCACAAUCACAUGCUUGGGAGUCCCUAGUGCCAUCAAGAAAGAGGAGCUGUGUCACCCGUCCAAAGGCUUCGCCUGUAGAAAAGCUUGUAAAAGAUCUUAAAUCCAUCAUGCAUGAAGAUCAGUUAUAUUACCUUUCAGGAUCCUCAGAGGAAGACCUACUGUACCAUAGUGAAACUCCUGUGGGUUCCUUUGAAAUAGGCUCUGGAAGUGUCCUUCUAAGGCAUCCGAACUCGAAAUCACCGGAGGAAGAAUCAGAAGCAAGCUCCAUUCCUUCAGAUGGUAAAUCAUAUAUUACAAGUGAAUCAUAUUCAGGGUCUCCCUUGUUUGUUGUUCACGAUGUAAACAAGGGAACAGUCAACUUAAAGGCUGGCAUUGCGGGGCCAAAGAGGUUGCCACUGCAUAUUGAAGAUAAUGCUAGCAGGGAUAAACUUCAUUGUGACAAACAGCAUAUCCUGGAGAGCAUUGACUCACCUUUAGUCUCAGUAGAUUUAGAGGAGAAGGAGAUUAAGGAAAUUGGGGUAGUGGAGAAUAUCAGUGAAUCAAUAGGCUUCGCUGGGUCCACCAUGAAACUGCUCAAAAGAUCUCAUGACACCCAUAUUCAGGGUGACUCAGGUUUAUGAUUGGACGACAGAGCUCAGAGAUAGAUUUCGCUCUCACCAAGUGGCAUGACAAUGCAGCUGGAUCCGAUUGCUAAAGUACAUGGUCUUUCACAUGCUGAAAAAUACUAGGAGCUCCCUGACGCAUGCCCUGAAGGACAGGAGAACGUGUGGUUCCCUUCUAAAUGUUGACACCCAAGCUAUGAUGAAAGAGAACAUUUGAGCAAAUUAGGGGGCUAAAAGGAUUUGCAUCUGACACAUUACCAUGUAAUGUGCUGAUGAAUUUCUAUGUAGAUGUAGGAGAGCCUAAUGAAGUGUCAGCGAUUUCUGAUGAGAUGAAGGGAAAAAAAAGUCCCUUUUGAUGUCUGCACUUAAAAUAUUUGGAUAAAGAGCUGCGCUGUUAAGGAAGAUGCUGAUGAAAUGGAGCGAGUGUUUAGCCAGAUGAUCGCUGUGUUAUUGCCAACUGGGCUACUUGUAUACCACAUGGGAUAGCAUGUACUUAGCUGAUUUUGAGACCAGGCAUUUUUGCAAGAAUAGUACUAUCUUGCUUCCCGUUGCAAGGUUGGUAUUUGGUAACUUGGUAUGUAUAAUCCACUGUCGUCCUGGUGUGACCUGAGAGUUAACACUAUCCUGUGAAUACCAACUUUGGAGGAGUGUGCUAACA